Lodderomyces theae is the source of this 3909-nucleotide messenger RNA. It is a transcript of the gene RAD50, whose product is annotated as MRX complex DNA-binding subunit. The record is from RefSeq and is a predicted model, not a curated record. Lineage: Eukaryota; Fungi; Ascomycota; Pichiomycetes; Serinales; Debaryomycetaceae. The transcript has a single exon. Gene Ontology annotation, biological process: double-strand break repair; chromosome organization involved in meiotic cell cycle; telomere maintenance via recombination. The coding region runs from base 1 to 3909 and encodes 1302 amino acids. Gene Ontology annotation, cellular component: nucleus; Mre11 complex; condensed nuclear chromosome. Gene Ontology annotation, molecular function: single-stranded telomeric DNA binding; double-stranded telomeric DNA binding; ATP hydrolysis activity.
AUGUCAAGUAUAUACAAGUUAUCCAUAAAGGGGAUUCGAUCGUUUGAACCUGAAUCUGACGAGACAAUUCAGUUUGGUUUCCCAUUGACUUUAAUUUGUGGCCAGAAUGGAUGUGGAAAAACUACUAUCAUAGAGUGUCUACGAUAUGCAACUACCGGUAACUUGCCCCCAAAUUCCAAAGGUGGAGCUUUUGUUCAUGAUCCGAGUCUCAGCUCUCGAACUUCGGUCACAGGACAAGUGAAAGUGGCAUUUAAGAACGCCAAUGGUAAGUCAAUGAUCACAACGAGGUCAGUACAAGCAAGUAUCAAGAAUACGAAAACUGUCGGUGCGAGCACCAUCACUUUCAAAUCGAUGGAAGGGCAGCUAGCUUACAUUGAAAACGGUAAGAAAACAAGUAUAUCCUCGAAAAAUGCCGAACUAGACUCACAGAUUCCUAUUUUCUUAGGCGCAUCAACGGCCAUAUUGGAUAAUGUGAUAUUUUGUCAUCAAGAUGAGAGUUUGUGGCCGCUAAGUGAAGCAUCUGUUUUGAAAAAGAAGUUUGAUGACAUCUUUGAAGCAUCGAAAUUUACCAAAGUCAUUGACAGUUUGAAAAGUAUCAAAAAGGAUAUGGCCACUGAUAUCAAAUUGAUUGAACAAAGUGUGAACCAUUUGAAAAUUGACAAGGAUCGAGCAAAAAAAGUUCGACACCGGUUGGAGGAGAUGAACCAUUCGGUCGAAACAUUCACUGCGGAAAUCAGUGAGUUGAAUAUUCAAAUUGAGCAGAAGGACAUUGAAGCGGAAAAGUUAUUUGCAACAAAUCAAGAAUUUCAAAAAACGUUGAGUGAUUAUGAGAAUUUGUUGAUGAAGAAAGCUUCACUUGAAGAGACUAUUGAAAGGAUCAAGAACUCGAUUGAAAUCUUGCCAGAUAGCGACGAGGAGCUACUUCACAAGCAAGAGAAUUUUGCAGCAAUUGUAGCUGCGAAUAAGAAAUCAAUUGAAGAUUUGCAAAAAGUUGAAACUGAUCUAAACUCCAAUUUGAAAUCGAAAACGGAAGAGUAUAAUGAGAUGAUUAGGUUGGAUGGUUCGCUCAAAGCCAAGAAGGCAGAAUAUGAUGCGAAUAAGGAUAAGAUGGCAAAGUUGACGAAGGAUAAUGCGUCGGAUGUGGGGAUUCAAGCUGGAGGCAAUGAGACGAAACAGUUCAACGAAUUCAAAGACGCUAUCGCUGCCAAACUUCUUGAGGCGCAGAGCCAUCAAAAAGAAUUGACCCAAACCAAUAAGUCAAUUGAAGCUGAAAAGCAGAAACAAGUUAAAGGAGUCGAAGACGAAAUUAUCAAGCAUGAACAAUCGUUGGAAUAUAUCGAUAACGAUUUGCAAAAAGCUCAGCAUAGCUUGACUCAGUUCAAAAGGCGAUUGGAGGCUUCGUCAAAUGAUGAGUCUCAAUUGUCAUUAAAAAAAGAGGAGUUGGUUGCGAUAACAAAGGAGCUCGAGAAUAAAAAGAGUAAAAACGAGGUGGAAGAACUCGAUGUGAAGAUUACCAAAAGUAAUGCUGAAAAUGCAAAACUUGAAUUUGAAUUGGAUGAGAUUUCGAAAAGGAUACUGACAAGUAGUAAACAAUCUGAAUGCAGGACAAAUAUCAAGUAUUUGGAAAACGAAAUAAAGUUAAAAGAGGGGGAAAUGGGCAAAAUUGUUGAAAAAAUCAAGAAUGACUACAAGAAAGUGGUGGGGUGUGAUAUUGAUCUUGACUUUGCGGAGCCCAAACUCGAGGAGCGGUAUGAAGAAUUGAAACUGGAGGUUGAUCGACAACAAAAGAAGGUUUAUGGACUACAAAGCGAAAUUGGCUCGAUGAAGGCUUCAAGACAGAGUAUCUUGGAUAACAUAUCCCAAAACUCAAAUAAAAUUGACGCAUUGAAAUCAAAAAUUAUGGAAGUCAUUCAAGAAUCGGAAAUCGACGAGUAUGAAAGCAUUUUACGGGAUUUGGAGGAGGAUUACAGAAAUGUAACUGAGGAUGUAAAUACGUCUGAGGUGACAAAAAGCUACGGUAAAUCGGCAUUGGAAAUGGCUGAGAAAAACAAAUGUUGUUUACUAUGUAAGCGAAUGUUUGAUGAUCCUGCUUUGCAAAAGUUCAUCAAAGAGGUGAAACAAGGUUUUGAUGAAGAAAAGAUUAAUGAAGUCAAGAAGAAUGCUGAAGAGAUUGGGAAGGAGCUUGAUGCUACAAAGAGCAUAAGCUUGAAAGUGCUCAAUUAUAGAGAAUGUGUUGCUUUGAAACCUAAGUUUGAGGAAGAGUUGAGUGCUGUGGAUAACAAAAUUAAUGUAUUGAGUGAUAUGCACAAAACGGAAACGAAAUUACUUGAGGCAAACGAACAGUCAUUAGAGUCCUCUGGCAAGUUAAGAAAGCCUCUUGAUGAUGCAUCUAGAUUGAAGCACGAAGUGCAGAAACUUGAUGCCGAAGUGGACGAUUUGAAGGACGAGUUGGCGGGAUUUGGGUCCCUUGUAGCCUCAGUGGAAGAGUUGCAAAAGCAACAAAAUGAGAUCAGGCUGACGAUUCGAGAAGUUAGGCAAAAUGUUACUAACAUCAACGAGGAGAAGUAUAAGGUGCAAAGGGAUAUACAAAAGUUGGAAAACAAGGUCAAAGACACCAAGUUGGUCAUUAGUAACCUUGAACGCUCCUUGGCGGAGGUUCUGAAUAUCAAGCGUUCUAUCGAGGACCUCGAGACGAGUGUUGCUGACUCAGAGUCUAAAGGCAAAGAAAUGCGAUCAAAGUUGCAUCUACUAAAGAGAGAUGGAGAAAAAGCGUCUCGGGAAUUGAAGCAAGCUCAAAUGGAUCAUUCUCUGGCCGAAGAUAAGAUGACAAAGAAGGUUCAAACGCUUAGCUCUUUGGUGGAAACGUUUCAAGCUCUCUUGAGCACAGUGACUGAAUUCGAGGCGGUUGGGCUAUCCCAAAUGAAAGAGAAUUUGGCCAAGAUGGGAAUCGUUGUCAAGGAAUGUGACUCCAUUAGAGCUAAAAUCGUGACAAAUACAAACGAAAUCAAGAAAUUUGAAAAGUUGGUGAUGGAUUCAUCUCGAGUCGAGCAUAAUAUCAUUGCCAAUGUUGAUUUUCGUGCUCAAAUCAGUCGUUUGGAUGAGACUGAGUUUCAACUAAAUUCAAUGGAUAUAGAAAAUGCACAAUUGCAAAAGGAGGAAUACCAACAAAACUCGAAACGCAUUCGUGAUGAAAUUUCUGACCUUUCUUCGAGGCAUGCUGGGAAAGUGGGUGAAGUUAAGCAAAUCAAGGAUCAAAUUGAAACUUUGAAGAAGGAAUUGUCAACGGAGUACAAGAAUGUUGAUGAAAUGUAUCAUGAAGAAUGGAUCAAGUUACAAACCAAUCUACUCGUAUCUAAUGACAUACAAAAUUACUCAAAAGCGUUGGAUAACGCCAUUAUGAAAUAUCACAGCAUUAAAAUGGAGGACAUAAAUCGUAUCUUGACUGAAUUGUGGUCGCAAACAUAUCAGGGAACCGAUAUUUCCACUAUUGCAAUCAAGAGUGAUGUCAGCCUUCAAGCCAAGGGCAACAGAUCAUACAACUAUCGAGUUGUUAUGGUGAAAGAUUCGAGCGAAUUAGAUAUGAGGGGUCGUUGCUCUGCAGGGCAAAAAGUUUUGGCCAGUAUCUUGAUUCGUUUGGCGUUAGCGGAAUGUUUUGGAUCAAACUGUGGUGUCAUUGCUUUGGAUGAGCCAACAACCAAUUUGGAUAGCGAAAAUGCUGAAGCAUUGGCUGCAGCGUUGAAUAGAGUCAUUGAAUACAGAAAACGACAACUGAAUUUCCAAUUGAUUGUGAUUACCCAUGAUGAAAAGUUUUUGAGCCAUUUGCGAGGUUUUACUGAUCAUUAUUAUCGAAUCGAUAGAGAUGAAAAGAGCAAGUCGAGGAUAUACAGGUUGAGCUUCGCAACGAGAUGA